Messenger RNA from Alternaria arborescens, 282 nucleotides. RefSeq lists its product as hypothetical. Bases 1 to 282 code for a protein of 93 amino acids. NCBI's taxonomy places the organism in Eukaryota, Fungi, Ascomycota, Dothideomycetes, Pleosporales, Pleosporaceae. The record is from RefSeq and is a predicted model, not a curated record. The transcript has a single exon.
AUGUCGGCUUUUACAACCGCCGCCCUACAGAUGGCCGCAGAACUUGUUGAUCGCGAACAAGCAGGGCAGCAGCAGAUUUGGCCCCUUCAACGCAUCGCCCCUUACCCCAUAGACAACAGGAACUUCUGCACAGACUACCCUGGAACCUUCCUAGAAUUGCCUUCAGACCAACAACCUAAUGCAGACAAUCAAUCUCACCUUCGUACCAGGUUGCAAGUACCCACCCUGCAACAAAACGCACAUCCCCAGUUCCACCACUACAGCCCCCCAAUACCUCUCUAA